UAAGGCGGUGAUGUUGGCGCGUUCAUCCCCUAAACGGUAGACAGUUCCUGAGCCACAGAGCGAGCGAGCGAGAGAGAGUGGCGAGAAAAUGCUCGCCCACAACUUGGUCGCCCCGGCGUCGUCCUCCGCUCCUCCUUCCCCGUUCGCGUUCGAUCGCCGCCGCCGCCGCCAGCCUCCGAACCACCCUCUCUUCCCCGACGCCUCCCCUUCUGGACUCGCCGGAGUUUUUGCAGCAAGCCGAAGGUUUAAAGUUUUUCCGCUCAAGGCAAGCUUUUGGGAAACCAUAAGAUCAGGUUUAUUGAAGGACAGUGCGACGCAAAUUGUUGAUCCACCAACCAUUCCUGAAGAGGAGGAAGAGAUCUUACCCCAGGAGUUUUUACUAUUUGAGAAGACUCUACCAGAUGGCUCACUUGAACAAAUAAUAUUCUCAUCUGGUGGUGAUGUUGAUGUGUAUGAUCUUCAAGCACUAUGUGAUAAGGUGGGAUGGCCUCGGAGGCCGUUGUCCAAACUGGCUGCAGCUUUGAAAAAUAGCUACAUUGUGGCCACAUUGCAUUCUGUAAGGAAUUCCCCUGGCUCAGUCUUAUUGUACCUGCAAAAGUUACCUACAGAUGAGAGUGCCCAAACGAAGCUCAUUGGGAUGGCACGUGCUACAUCUGAUCAUGCCUUUAAUGCCACCAUUUGGGAUGUCCUUGUUGAUCCUUCCUAUCAGGGUCAAGGCCUUGGGAAGACUCUUGUGGAAAAUCUUAUCAGGACUCUUCUGCAGAGGGACAUUGGCAAUAUAUCGCUCUUUGCCGAUAGUAAAGUUGUAGAGUUUUACCGGAACUUGGGUUUUGAAGCUGACCCAGAGGGAAUCAAAGGAAUGUUUUGGUACCCGAAGUAUUAGCGGCCGGUUCUUUACCACAAGCAUGAUUUUGCCGCUGCAGAGCCAUGGGAAAAGCCCUCGACAUUGAUGAUGGAAGACCAGUAAGAUGAAGCUGUGGCAUGUUUUUUACUCAAGAAAUGUACAUUGUAAAGGUCGAUCCUGUAAGACCGAGUCCAAAAAUGAUUCUUUGCUGGGUCUUGUCUCUCAAUUGUAGCAAUUAAGCGCGAUCCAGAAUUUUUCAAAGUCAAGACGAUAGCGGUGUUAUUCUUCUUUAGAAUAGCAAUUUGUUUAGUAGGGACGGGGGGUGGUUUUCAAGAUUCUUGUGGGCAAAAAGUUCAGAUGCUCGGCCGCUGAUUUCACUCUCACGAGCCUUCAUUAUAACGCAUGAACUGGUCUCGCAACUAUUGUUGGUCAAAAUAGCUGUACUUCUUUGUA
Molecule: messenger RNA, 1297 nt
Organism: Syzygium oleosum
Lineage: Eukaryota; Viridiplantae; Streptophyta; Magnoliopsida; Myrtales; Myrtaceae
Product: histone acetyltransferase TAP1
Exons: 7
Coding region: 89-883 (264 amino acids)
Cellular component (GO): cytoplasm
Molecular function (GO): N-acetyltransferase activity
Source: RefSeq, a predicted model, not a curated record